GUUUUCUCCUUCUGCCUGGGAAGUCCGCAAAGCGGUUGGAAUGCUUACGAUCUUCUUCUGUUUUGGCCUUUUGGGUGUUUCCUUGAAAGGAGUUGUGCUUCUGCCCUGUAGCCAUUGAAUUCCAUGACCAUCUGAUCUCAUCGGAUUCGUCUUCUGCUCAAUCCAGUUCUUCCAUUGAAGUAGACGAAUUGGGUUUUAGGGGUUGAAGAAGGUGGCCUUUCAGCCAUGUUCAAGUCAUUCUGGGAUUCACAAGAGCGACAAGAAAGUCCCUCCACACCAAAUAGUUCUUCCGGACUCGGCACAAAAAGAACUUCAGAUCAUCCAUGGUCUUCCUCUCAUGUGCGUUGCACGCCUGCUGAAGCAGAAGGAAUAGUUUCUAGCUUGAAGAAUAUUAAAAACGCCAAUGACUUUCAGAAGCUUCUAAAUGACAAGGAUGUGUACAAUGCCUUCCUUCUUUCAAUUGAUCAAUUGAAAAUUCAAAACAAUCAAUGGGAUGAACUUAGAAAGGAGACCACACAGCUUGCGAGGGAGAAUUUAGAGAAAGAACCUCAAAUUUUGGAGCUUAGAACUCAGUGUAGGAUCAUCAGGACAACUGAGCUUGCUGCUGCGCAAGAGAAGCUAAAUGAACUGGAGAGGCAAAAGGAUGAAUACCUGAGGUUCUAUUCCCCCUCGAUGCUCCUCCAGAGGAUGCAAGGUGAAGAAGAAUAUGCAAUGAUUUUAAGACGGAUGAAUCUGUGUGACUUGUCCAAGUUGACUUGGACCUGGUUCGACACCAUGGGUCACCCGGACGAGCCAGGCCGAUCCACCCCUGACUCAGAUGCAAUGAAUAAAGCAGGAGUAGAAUCUGAAAUCCUUCACAGGCAGCUCAUUGACAAGGAGAUUGACCUUGCAUCUUUUGUGGAGAAGUACAAGAAACUGCGAACGAUCUACCACAGGCGGGCACUCCUCUAUCUUGCUGCAAAGACAUCCUCCGGAUGAGCAAAGGUUACCACCAGUUCUUAUGGUACAUUUUCUUGUAUAAAAAUGGUAUAUUGCUGAGAAGUUUGCUCGAAUACUUUCCUAUGUAUUACACUAUGAUAAGUUGGGGCUUUAGCCGUUGGAAUUGGGUUUUGUUUAAAUGAUUAGAUGUUUAGUGAAUAGACUGUCGAUAUCAUAAUAAAGAAGAUCCAUUCAUUAA
Molecule: messenger RNA, 1177 nt
Organism: Magnolia sinica
Lineage: Eukaryota; Viridiplantae; Streptophyta; Magnoliopsida; Magnoliales; Magnoliaceae
Product: vacuolar protein-sorting-associated protein 37 homolog 1-like
Exons: 8
Coding region: 226-978 (250 amino acids)
Biological process (GO): ubiquitin-dependent protein catabolic process via the multivesicular body sorting pathway; protein targeting to membrane; protein targeting to vacuole
Cellular component (GO): ESCRT I complex
Source: RefSeq, a predicted model, not a curated record